UUUACCUUUUUCCAUGCGAGUUGCCAUCUUUGGUUGAAUGUAGUCUAUGGUUCGAAGAUCGAUGCCACGACGAUGGUGAAUAUCGGCGUGUUUAUAGCUUCUCCCGCGCAAAAAUAUUAAAAUCCUUUGUACACAAAAGUCACUGUCAAGAAGACGGGAAGCAAAUACUGGUUUCUCGGUAACUGUACGCCAGUCGGGGAACAGCAAUGGCUACGAUAGAGGUGACGUUCCCUUCUGAAGGCCAGCAAGCGAGAAUUAUUAAGUGGCGAGUAGGAAAAGGUACGAUGGUAUCUGCGGGGCGGGUGUUGCUUUUAUACGAUUGCAUUGCGUCGGAAAACGACGAUGUCAGAGGUCCAGAGAAGAAGCUCCGGGCUACGCAAUUUGGCCGAGUUACCAAGCUUUUAGCCAAAGAGGGCGACAUUUUACAACCGGGGCAGGUCAUAUUAACUCUAGAAGGGUGUACACAUCCUACAGUGAUGAAAGACUUAUGUGCAGAAUGUGGUAUAGACCUCAGAGAAGACAGCGGAGGAAAGGAUGGUGAAAAGGGGAUGAUUUCUCAAGCAAGUGUUCCAAUGGUUCAUAGCAUUCCUGAACUUAAAGUAUGUCCCGAAUUGGCUGAAAAAAUUGGCAAACAAGACGAGGAAAGGCUAUUGCAAGACAGAAAAUUGGCACUGUUGGUAGAUCUUGACCAGACGAUUGUUCAUACGACUAAUGAUAAUAUCCCCCCAAAUAUGAAGGAUGUAUACCAUUACCAAUUGUAUGGUCCAAAUUCCCCAUGGUACCAUACGCGUCUUAGGCCGAAUACUCAUCAUUUUCUUUCUAAGAUGAGCCACCUCUAUGAACUGCACAUUUGUACAUUUGGAGCACGAAAUUAUGCGCAUAUGGUAGCUUCGUUACUGGAUAGGGAUGGCGUUUUAUUUUCCCACAGAAUACUUUCUCGAGAUGAAUGCUUUGACCCAGCAUCCAAAACUGCUAAUCUUAAAGCAUUAUUUCCUUGUGGAGAUGACAUGGUGUGUAUCAUAGACGACCGUGAAGAUGUUUGGCAAGGUUGUGGAAAUUUGGUCCAAGUUAAACCGUAUCACUUUUUCCGACAUACUGGGGAUAUUCAUGCACCUCCAGGAUUGGGAAAAUAUGACCCACCUACAUCACCGUCAUUGGAUUCACAGUACACUGAAAAAGAUUAUGAAUCGAAAAAUCCUGAAAAUGGUGUACUGGAAGAAAGUAAUGAUGAAACUAACAAGGAAGAUAAAGGUACAAAUGAUGGAAAAAAAGAUUUAGAGAAUAAAAAUGAAGAUGGCAGUGGAGAUAAAGAAAUGCCUAAAGGGAAUAUAUCAGAGAAGGAAUCUGAUAAAAAUGUUGCAUUGAAAUUGGAGAAAGAUGAAACAUUAGGCACUAAGAAUGAAGAAACAGAAACAGAAAGAGAGAAAGAUGAAACGCUAGAAACAAAUAAAGAUAGCAUACCAGAAGUAAAAAAAGAUGUAGCAGAUACUGAAAGUUCAAAAGAGAAUGAAACCGAAAUAGGGGAAAAGAAAGAGGAUGAUACAAAACCAAAAUUUAUAGAACAUGAAGAUCAAGACGAUUAUUUAUUAUACUUGGAAGACAUUCUUCGCAGGAUACAUAAUGAAUUUUAUCACUGUUUAGAUGCGGGGUCAAGGAAACCUCUUAGAGAUAUUAUACCACGCGUGCGAGGACAGGUGCUGAAAGGAUUACACCUUACUUUCAGUGGACUAAUACCUACACAUCAAAAACUUGAACAGAACCGUGCUUAUAAAGUAGCUAGAGCACUUGGGGCUGAAGUAAAUGAUGAUUUAGUGGAAGGAACUACGCAUUUAGUAGCAAUUAGACCAGGAACCGCGAAGGUAAAUUCAGCCAAGAGAAAUGGGAAAAUAAAAAUCGUGAACCCUGAUUGGCUUUGGACAUGUGCCGAACGUUGGGAACGAGUUGAUGAACGGUUAUUUCCGCUGAAUACCAAGGCACCUGGAUCCAGGAUACCACCGCCACACUGCAGCAAUCCAAAGCGUGCAGACGAAGAGAGCAAGAAAAGGUGCGACAGCUUUGCAGAUAGUAUCAAUCCUUUAAUGUCUUUUACUCAAGAAGAAAUUGCUAAUAUGGAUAAAGAAGUAGAAGAAGACAUGAGUGACCAAGAAAUGAUGGAUCCAGAUCUGGAGACAGAAGACACGGAAAUAGAAGGUUUAAGUUAUAAGCGAGAUCAUUCUAGUAGUUCUGAUUCACUCGAUUCCAAUGACUCCCAAGGAGAGAUAAGCCCCACGAAAAAAAGAAGAACAGGGGAUGACAGUUCAAUAGACGACAGUUCAUCUUCACAAGGACAUAUAAGGGAUGUUGAUGAUUUAGAUGAUGAUGAUGACGAUCCUGCAACACGCUUUAGAAGAGGAGAGGAUUUGCCCGAUGACCUCGAUCUUGGUGAUAAUUCACAAGAUUCUGUGGAUGUUGAUGUGUUAGAUAACGAUGAUAAUGAAGAUGACCGAGAAUGGAAUGCCAUGGGAGCAGCUCUCGAAAGAGAAUUUCUGUCGGAUUGAUCGAACUACUUGUAUUUUUUUUUUUUUUAAUUAUAUUAGACCACGCGUCUCAAAUAAUUUAUAGAUUUAGAACUCGGCGACUGAUUUUAGAUACGUCAAAUCAACUUGAACAAUAUAUUUAUACAAUUUCGAUUAAAUGCAGAGUAAAAUGCUACAUUGAAAUGAAAUAUUUCCGAGAAGAGAAAUCACUUCUCCGCUGUGGAUACAAUUUGUAUAAAUACACCAAAUUUUUCAAUUAAAUGGCUUACAUUUAUGUGGAAA
This is a messenger RNA of Orussus abietinus, 2798 nucleotides long. RefSeq names its product RNA polymerase II subunit A C-terminal domain phosphatase (gene Fcp1). Bases 207 to 2537 code for a protein of 776 amino acids. Lineage: Eukaryota; Metazoa; Arthropoda; Insecta; Hymenoptera; Orussidae. Gene Ontology annotation, molecular function: RNA polymerase II CTD heptapeptide repeat phosphatase activity. Gene Ontology annotation, cellular component: nucleus. The transcript is spliced from 7 exons. The record is from RefSeq and is a predicted model, not a curated record.